This is a messenger RNA of Lolium rigidum, 1189 nucleotides long. Its product is annotated as peroxidase 42-like. The record is from RefSeq and is a predicted model, not a curated record. Gene Ontology annotation, biological process: response to oxidative stress; hydrogen peroxide catabolic process. Bases 2 to 1036 code for a protein of 344 amino acids. The transcript is spliced from 2 exons. Gene Ontology annotation, molecular function: heme binding; peroxidase activity. Lineage: Eukaryota; Viridiplantae; Streptophyta; Magnoliopsida; Poales; Poaceae.
AAUGGCGUCGAGCAGGGCAAUCUUGGCCCUGUGCCUCCUUGCCACCGUGCUCUGCCCAGCCCUGUCGAGGCCGCGGCCGCUUCCGAACUUGCCGGUCAACGGCCCUCGCAACCUCGCCAACGGCCUCUCCUAUGACUUCCACGCGGACUCGUGCCCGGACCUAGUGGACAUCGUGUGGCCGAUCGUGGAGAGCGCGGUCCUGGGCGAGAUCGCCAUCGCCGCCGGCCUCCUCCGCAUCUUCUUCCACGACUGCUUCCCCCAGGGCUGCGACGCGUCCGUCCUCCUGACGGGGGCCAACAGCGAGCUGGAUCUGCCGCCGAACCUGACGCUGCAGACACGGGCGCUGCAGCUCAUCGAGGACGUCCGCGUCAAGGUGCACGCCGCCUGCGGCGCCACCGUCUCCUGCGCCGACAUCCUCACCCUCGCCACCCGCGACGCCGUCUUCGUGGCCGGGCAGAGCGAGGUGUUCUACUUCUACGAGAUGCCGCUGGGCCGGUUCGACAGCCUUGCGCCGGCCAACAGCGCCGACGUCUUCGCCCUCCCACGGUCCGACGCAAACGCCAGCGUGCUCCUCGACUCCUUCAAGACCCGCAACCUGGAGCCCAUCGACCUGGUCGCGCUCUCCGGAGCGCACACCGUCGGGAAGGCGAGCUGCGGCAACUUCAACAACCGCUUCUCCGAGGACUCCGACUUCGCCCGGAAGCUCGCCGCCAACUGCUCCAGCGACGUCAACCGGCUGCAGGACCUCGACGUCACCACCCCCAUCGUCUUCGACAACAAGUACUUCAGCAACCUGCUGGAGGGGAAGGGGGUGUUCACCUCCGACCAGGUGCUCGCCAGCGACGGCCGCACCCAGUGGGCGGUCCAGGGCCUCGCCCAGAACAAGUGGUGGUUCUACUCCCAGUUCCGUGACUCCCUCAUCAAGCUCAGCCAGUUCCAGCCCAAUGGAAACGUCGGCGAGAUCCGCAGCAAGAGCUGCUUCACCACCAACGGACAGAGCUCACUUCUAGAGGAGGGGUUCGCGGCAUCUGCUUGAGUUCUUCAGUGCGACGGUUUUGUUUAAAUUCCAUGUAAUAAGUGUUAGCUACUCUACAGUGUAUCAUCUUAUCUUCUGCGACCCAUCAUCCUCUGAUCAAGAUGGCUCGCCACACGUUUGAAAUAAGGAAUUCGCAUGACAUUGCCAUCUUAC